GGCAGAAUUAGUUAGUUAUAAAAUGGCGAUCAUGGUGAUGAUAUUGAAAGACAAUAGGGAUAUGAGAUCUCAGCUAUUGAAAUUUGGGGUGGCUUUGGCUCUUUCCUUUGCUGGCUUUCUCUAUUCCCAACUAAGAACCAGAAGAAUCCGUCCCACCACUUCCUCUCCACGCUUGCCCCAAUUACCUCCUCCUCGUCCUUCAGUUUAUUCCAAUAACUUCGAUACAGAUGGAAGAGCAGACCUCAAAGACGAUCUCUGUUCCACACAGGUGAAGCCUCCAGGUUCCUCCAACGAUGCUUCCUUUACAACCCAUUUAUUUGUAGAAGCAUCAUCAUCAUCAUCAUCAUCCCAUCAGAAGUUCACCAAUGAUGGUCACGUUGUUGGGCUCUCCCUAAUCAGUAAAAAUUCUGGGGAAGAAGAGGGAUUGCUACUGCCGGAGUUUAACGAACUCGUUCUCAAGAACUUCGAAUUGACUUCCUACAACGCCAGUAUUAGGAAAGAAGUAGAUACGGUCAUGGCAAGAAAAAUAGCUGCAGAAAAAGAGGAGACAGAGCAAGAGAACAUAAACUUGAGGAACAUGGUUAAAGUACUGCAAGAGAGGGAGAAGAAUCUUGAGAAUAAAUUGCUCGAGUAUUAUGGCCUCAAGGAGCAAGAGACUGCAGUGAUGGAGCUCCAGAAUCGACUCAAACUUAACAACAUGGAGGCUAAGGUUUACACUCUAAAGAUCGAGUCUUUGCAGGCUGAAAACCAGAGACUGGAGGCUCGAGUGGCAGAUCAUGCAAGAGUCGUCUCAGAGCUUGAAACUGCUAAAGCAAAAAUAAAGAUGUUGAAGAAGCUAAGGUCCGAUGAAGAGCAGAACAGGGAACUGCAGUCUGCUCUUCAGCGAAGGGUUGCCAACUUACAAGAACAGGAACAGAUGGCUAUUUUGAAUGAUGCUGAUGUCCAAAGUAAGCUGCAAAGAUUGAAGGAAUUGGUGGAUGAAUCCGCAGAACUCAAAAAGGCUAAUUCGAGCUUGCAGCGAGAAAACUCUGAGUUAGCUGAGAGGUUGAAAUCCACCCAAAUUCUUGCCUCUUCCAUUUUGGAAGAUCCAGAGACUGAAGCACUACGGGAAGCUAACAACCGUUUGAGACGAGAAAAUGAAGAAUUAAUGAAGGAACUCGCUAGUGUUCGAUCCGAUUGUUGUGCUGAUGUUGAGGAGCUAGUCUAUCUCAGGUGGGUUAAUGCCUGCUUACGGUAUGAACUAAGGAACUAUCAGCCUCCACCUGGUAAAACAGUGGCAAGGGACCUCAGUAAGACCCUGAGCCCCAAGUCAGAGGAGAAAAUCAAGCAGCUCAUACUUGAGUACGCAAAUUCAGAGGGAUUUGGCAACAAGGGUGACAGUAUUGUAGAUUUUGAUUCUGAUCAGUGGUCAUUAUCCCAAGCUUCUUACCUCACAGAUUCAGGUGAAUAUGAUGAUGCAUUUUCUGAUGUUUCAUCUGCCACAAGAACCCACACUUCAUCCAAAACAAAAUUUUUCAGCAGGCUCAAAAACCUUGUACGUGGGAAAGUUAAUUAUAAGUCGGUAGAUAGAAAGAAUACAAGUUUCUCUGGAUCAGGCAGGAACGAGUCUGCCUCAACCACUUCAGUUGAGGAUAUGGAGGGAAAUUCUUGUGAUACCCUUUCUUCUCACCACAAUUCAAGUGUCAUGGCAACACCUCUAAUGGGGAUUGGAGUCAGGAUUGAUGGACAAUCAACUCAGAUGACUCUUUCUCAGGGGGGUUCCUCUAGGCGUUCCUUGGAUAUCCAAAGACUAAGAAACGUGCACUUGGAAGAGAUCAGGGAUGAGGAAAGCAAACGGAGAAACAGUGAUGUGGGAUCAUCAUUUGGGUACAAGAAAAUGGUUUUGGGUAAGAAUGAUGGUUUGUCCCCUGACAAUCACCUCGAUCAAAACAAUCCUGAUGCCCGUGAUAAGUUAGAGUUGAUCAAUUUUGCAGAAGUUUUGAGGAGCUCUCGAGAAACUUCAAAGUCCAGGAAGUCAACAGCCUAUAGUUCUUAGUUUGCAUUAGAGGCUCUUACCCUCACCAUUUCUGCAGCAUGGGCUAGUCGGAAAAUAUCCAGAUAUAUAUACAUGCACUAAAUUCCACUUGUAAAUACUAUUUGUUCAUACACAAUAGUGUUAGAAAUUAACCAAAAAGAAGUAAGCAGAACAAGGUAGCUUGUCCAACCAGUGAUGAGACGGCUAAUCUGAUGAAUCAGAUGCUAAACAGUCCCUAUCUUUUCUUUCAAAUGGAAGUGAAGAUGGCAGCAUAGAUGGUAAUACUGUCCCUUGCAUGAAUAUAUCAGUUUUACUUGUAACAUUCAAAAUAUAAGUCUUAUCAUCCAUAUCUCUUAUAGUGAAGCUUCCCUUGUAAUGAAGCUGAAGAUGAAGAUGAAGA
Telopea speciosissima is the source of this 2414-nucleotide messenger RNA. Its product is annotated as protein CHUP1, chloroplastic-like. NCBI's taxonomy places the organism in Eukaryota, Viridiplantae, Streptophyta, Magnoliopsida, Proteales, Proteaceae. The record is from RefSeq and is a predicted model, not a curated record. Bases 23 to 2035 code for a protein of 670 amino acids. Gene Ontology annotation, biological process: chloroplast organization. The transcript is spliced from 3 exons. Gene Ontology annotation, cellular component: chloroplast outer membrane.